Molecule: messenger RNA, 1482 nt
Organism: Anoplophora glabripennis (Asian longhorned beetle)
Lineage: Eukaryota; Metazoa; Arthropoda; Insecta; Coleoptera; Cerambycidae
Product: pyruvate dehydrogenase E1 component subunit alpha type II, mitochondrial-like
Exons: 7
Coding region: 135-1325 (396 amino acids)
Biological process (GO): pyruvate decarboxylation to acetyl-CoA
Cellular component (GO): intracellular membrane-bounded organelle
Molecular function (GO): pyruvate dehydrogenase (acetyl-transferring) activity
Source: RefSeq, a predicted model, not a curated record
UCUACCUAAUCUAUGUCUAUGAUUGUGUGUGGUUGUGGUUACUGUGAUUGAGGAAUAGGUCAUUUAAGUGCAAUUUAUGUUACAUUUAUAUUUAUUCUAAAAAUAUAUUAUAUAUCACCAUCUGAUUAUAUAAAAUGCUUCCCAUUUGUGCUAGAUCCGUUUGUAGCAAAUAUUUUAGACCCAACAAAGCUUUAGGACUUAUUCCUAAAAACGGUUAUGCAACUGAAGCAACAUUUGAGACAAAACCAUAUCGUUUACAUCGAUUGGAGCAGUCACCUUCAACCACUGUUUCUUUAACAAAAGAGGAUGCUGUUAAGUAUUACACACAAUUACAUACAAUUCGUCGAAUGGAAACAACUGCUGGAAAUUUGUACAAAGAUAAAAUAGUGCGAGGUUUUUGUCACCUUUACUCAGGGCAGGAAGCUAUUGCAGUUGGUAUCAAAGCCGCCUUACGCCCUUAUGAUGAUGUAAUCACAGCUUACCGUGCCCAUGGAUGGACACAUAUAAUGGGGGUUUCACCCUUGGGCGUCUUAGGUGAACUUUGUGGUAAACAAAGUGGCUGUGCCAGAGGUAAAGGAGGCUCUAUGCACAUGUACACUGAUCACUUCUAUGGUGGAAAUGGAAUUGUUGGUGCUCAGGUUCCUUUAGGUGUUGGGUUAGCACUAGCAGCUAAAUAUAAAGGCACAGAUGGUGUCUGUGUGGCUUUAUAUGGCGAUGGUGCGGCUAAUCAAGGCCAAGUGUUUGAAGUGUACAAUAUGGCUAAAUUGUGGAACAUUCCUUGCAUUUUUGUAUGUGAAAAUAAUGGCUACGGCAUGGGUACGAGUGCAGAAAGAGCAUCUGCAAAUACGGAGUAUUACACGAGAGGAGAUUACAUCCCAGGUAUCUGGGUUGAUGGUAUGGAUGUGCUUGCAGUAAGGGAAUGCUUUAGAUUUGCUGUUGAUUAUUGUGCCAGUGGUAAAGGACCACUUGUCAUUGAAGCUGCUACCUACAGAUACUCUGGUCACUCGAUGUCCGAUCCUGGUACAAGUUACAGAACUAGAGAUGAAAUUCAAGAAGUAAGACAGACUAGAGAUCCCGUGACGUCAUUCAAAGAAAAAAUAGUUUCUUCUAACUUAGUCCCCGCUGAUGAAAUAAAGAAAAUCGAUGGUGAGAUUAGAGCUCUCGUCGACAAUGCAACUAAAAAAUGUAAAACCGACAAAGAAAUCGGUUUGGAUGAACUUGCUGGCGACGUUUAUUCUAUCAGUUUGGAGCCAAAAAUUAGAAACGUCGAUCCUUUCAGUCAUCUUGUGCACAAAAGGAUUGGGCCGGCUUUAAAUUUUAAGUAAAUAAUGAAUCGACAUAUUUGUUAUUCACCUUACCAUUAUGAAUUUUUGAAAUUAUGAAUCAUUGUACUAUCAAAAUAUUUAUUUGAUUUUAAAAUUGUUUCUAUUAAUUGUUGACAUACUCAUGUUUUACAAAUGUAAAUUAAAUUAUUAUGUUGUA